Molecule: messenger RNA, 1424 nt
Organism: Toxorhynchites rutilus septentrionalis
Lineage: Eukaryota; Metazoa; Arthropoda; Insecta; Diptera; Culicidae
Gene: Fkbp14
Product: peptidyl-prolyl cis-trans isomerase FKBP2
Exons: 5
Coding region: 174-809 (211 amino acids)
Molecular function (GO): peptidyl-prolyl cis-trans isomerase activity; calcium ion binding
Source: RefSeq, a predicted model, not a curated record
UUUCACGUUUUGUCGUCGCGUACGGAUCGGUGUUUGGUCGGUUAUUUGCCUAUAGCAAACAGAACUUGUUUUGUAAAGUUUCUCUUCUGUGUUCAAUUGACUCUUAAAGGUAGUGAACAUUGUGUUGUCUAUUGUCACUGGUACAAGUGCAGUGUUUUGGAGUCAAGUUUAAGAUGAUUUCCAAACUGUUGGUCCUUUCCUGCCUAAUAGCGGCGGUAAUUUGCGAGUCGAAGCCGAAGGUCGACGUGAUCAGUGUACCCGAAGGAUGCACCAACAAAAGCAAAAACGGUGACAUGCUGACGAUGCACUACACCGGAAAACUCACCGAUGGCACCAAAUUCGAUUCAAGCUUCGACCGCGACCAGCCGUUCACAUUCCAGCUGGGAGCCGGACAAGUAAUCAAAGGAUGGGAUCAGGGAUUAACGGACAUGUGCGUUGGCGAGAAGCGCAAGUUGACCAUUCCUCCGGAACUCGGCUACGGCGAGAGGGGAGCCGGAAAUGUUAUCCCCGGUGGGGCCACACUGGUCUUUGACGUUGAGUUGAUCAACAUUGGCGAUUCUCCUCCAACCACCAACGUGUUCAAGGAGAUCGACGAGAACAAGGACAUGCAGCUGAGCCGUGAGGAGGUCAGUGACUACCUCAAGAAGCAGAUGGUGGCGGCCGACGGAGGCCAGGAGUCCGAGGACAUCAAGAACAUGAUCGCCGAACAUGACAAGCUGGUGGAAGAAAUCUUCCAGCACGAAGACAAGGACAAGAAUGGGUUCAUCUCACACGAUGAAUUCUCCGGUCCCAAGCACGACGAGCUGUAAAGGUGUUCACGGUCGUAUCAACAACAUCACCACUCUUUUUUUAUUAUCUCGGGGCUCGCCCCCAAGAAUGUUAAUUGAGAUGACUCCCCCACAGGGAAAAAGGAAAACUCAGAGUUUUUAUUUUCGAAGAGAACCGCUGCAAUAACACACCGCUCUGUUGUUAGAUUUUAUUCUUAUUCGUUCCCCUGCCGUUGUCGUUAUGGAACUUAAUUUUUAUGCGUACGAAGAGUAGAUUAUUUAUUUGUUUACGUGGAACUACAUUUGCAAAUAAUUACUAGGUAGAAAGUAGUGUACAAGUUUACGUAAUUCCGUUAGUAGAAAAAAAAAACAGAAAACAAAAAGUGUGUUUGUCACACAAGACUAAAAGAACUCCGUUUUCGUCUGUGUACAUACGUUAAAAAUGUGUAGGCAAUGAAUAAAUAAAAAAUGAUUUUGUUUUGAAUCCGUUCAAAGUAGGAAAUUGAUUUGUUGAAUCGCAUUAGGGAAAAACACAGGUUAGAUAUGUAAAUGUCACAAAAAUCGUAUUUGUUUCGAUUCCGACAAAGUGCAACGUAAACACACACGAGACAUAUCACACAAAGAAUGAAAAAUAAAGACUUUUUAUAUAGACAUGAG